AUGAUCAUCCUAUCAUCUCUGUUACCCUUGCAAAUAUUCAUCCUCGCUGUUGGCGUAUGGGCAUCAUCCACGUUUGAUUGCAAAAAUGUACGAUCGGAAAAUUAUCAAUUCGAUCUGUCAAGGUUUAAUUUUCCGGUAGAAAUAAUGGAUACCGAACAAACACCACCAACAACUACAAAGACAUCGAUCAAAAUCGACCUUUGUGCCCCACUACCACAAGAAAAUGGACCUGCAGUCGAACAAUGCAAAGAAGGAACGAGGAUAUGCAUGAGAGUGAUUAAUGAUAAGAAAGGGGAAGGCGAACGGGUAACACAAGUGAUUUCUGCAGGUGGAAAUGGAAUAGAUGAUGGUAAAUGGUCAGUACAGCUAGGUGAACAUGUUGAUGGUGCAGAAAGAGUUCUCGAACUCGAAAUGGCUGGAGACUAUUAUGGCGAUCGUAAACAACGAACAGAGAUCGAUUUCAGAUGUAAUAAAAACGGCCCAAAAGACGCAAAGCCAAUCAUGAAGAAAUACGAUCGAGAAGAAGGAAAGCUGAAGUUGGAGUGGACAACGCCAUAUGCUUGCACAACACAUAUGGGCGGAGCAGGGGAUAAUGAUCGCAGUGAUACCGAUAAAGGUGGAAAUCAAGAUCCAAACAAGAACAGUGGCGGAUGGGGAUUCUUUUCCUGGUUCUUUUUCUUGUUGAUCGUUGGAGGGAUCGUGUACUUUGUUGCCGGACUAUGGAGAAAUUACAACGAGUAUGGCGUCAUUGAACUGCCGAACAAAGACUUCUGGAGGGAAGCUCCUUAUAUCGCCAAGGAUAUGGGCAAGCACAUCUACUCAACCGUAUCAGGGCAAGGAUCUUCGCGUGGGGCUUAUGAACCGGUAUGA
Molecule: messenger RNA, 870 nt
Organism: Meira miltonrushii
Lineage: Eukaryota; Fungi; Basidiomycota; Exobasidiomycetes; Exobasidiales; Brachybasidiaceae
Exons: 2
Coding region: 1-870 (289 amino acids)
Source: RefSeq, a predicted model, not a curated record